Cottoperca gobio is the source of this 4467-nucleotide messenger RNA. RefSeq names its product zinc finger RNA binding protein 2 (gene zfr2). Lineage: Eukaryota; Metazoa; Chordata; Actinopteri; Perciformes; Bovichtidae. The record is from RefSeq and is a predicted model, not a curated record. Gene Ontology annotation, cellular component: precatalytic spliceosome. Gene Ontology annotation, molecular function: double-stranded RNA binding; zinc ion binding; single-stranded RNA binding. The coding region runs from base 79 to 3249 and encodes 1056 amino acids. The transcript is spliced from 19 exons.
GGGGGAACUAUCUUGACGGUCAGUUUCUGGGUUUUCUCUGCUGUCUGCCAGUUACUGUACUGAACUGGAGAUGCCAAGAUGGCUGCAAGCAAUUAUUUCGGCUUCACACAUGGUGCCGGUCCGCAAUACAGUACCCAGCCUCCCCCGGCGUACUCCCACCCCUCUACAGCCACUUACAGCGUGCAGCAGGCUCCAGCUGUGGCUCAUGCAGUGACUGCGUCCUACUCUCCAGCUCCAGUGCAGGCGGCCCGGCCUGUGGUCACUGCCCCGUACCCCACCUAUCAGAGCCACCAGGCUCCCCCUGACUACGCCUACCGGCAGCCAGACCCCCCGGCACCCCCGCAGCCCACCACCACCCCGCAGGCGUACCAGGUAUACUCGGACACGUCGUCACUUCAAUAUGCUGCUUUCCCAUUGGAUGAAAUGCUCUCUUGUAAACACCAGCAGGACAACUACAGCUAUGGGCGUCCUGCCGCUGUGACUACCUACGACAAUAAGCAGUACUACCAGACGAGUAUACCUUCGGCUCAGAGGACACACGCAGAUAAUUACUACCAGACUGUGGGAGUAAAGAGCGCUUACAGUCCAGCCCCCUCCACCGUGUACAGCCAGCCUCCCCCCCCCCAGAGGCAGGUGACGGCCCUGAAGCCUCUGGCCCCGUCUGUGUCCACCAGCUACAACAUCUACCCGGUGUCCACCAGCGUCCAGCAGCCGCCCACACCCAUUUCAUCCUACACCCUCGGCUCCUCCUUCGCCUCCACUGUUUCGGCCACCACCUACUCAGGCAUUAGCUACUCCAGUUAUGACUCAACUGGCUACACCUCCACACCCACCCCCUCCUAUUACCAGCCGGCCCAGCAGACUCUCACCCAGCCGCAGCUUCCACCUCAGCAGCAGCAGCAGCCGCAGCCCGCCAUCCAGCCGCCACCUAAACAGCUGACGAGCUCUUCCUGGAGCAACUCGGGCAGCAACAUGGUGACCGCUCCGACUGUAAACGCCUACAAAAAGCCCACGUUUCACCAGAGCAAGCUGCAGAAGCCCAAAGGGCCUCCCAAGCAGCCCCAGCUCCAUUACUGUGACAUUUGCAAGAUCAGCUGUGCAGGCCCGCAGACGUACCGGGAGCACCUCGAGGGCCAGAAGCAUAAGAAAAAGGAAGCGGCACUUAAAUCUGGGGGGCAGACGGGGGCCAGCAACGGGCCCAGAGGGGUCCAGACUCAGCUACGCUGUGAGCUAUGUGACGUCUCCUGCACCGGAGUGGACGCAUACGCCGCCCAUAUCCGCGGGGCCAAACACCAGAAGGUGGUGAAACUUCACACCAAGCUGGGCAAACCUAUACCUUCCACGGAGCCGGUGUUGGUGAAUUCGGCUCCAGUUAUCACAACCUCGACAGCUGGGAAGCCUCCAGUCUCCACAACCACUGCUGCCUCCUUCUCAACCACUUCAACUCCCGCUGCGACCCCCAAACACGUGGCUGUAAACGCCCCGGCCAAAACAACAGCACCAGUCAAGAAACCAGCUCCAUCCAAAAUAACUGUCAUUUCUAACAAGCCUGUCAGCGCUCCAGCAGCUGCGGUGGUGGCGGCGGCUGCGAAGGUGGAGGAGCCCGUGCACCAGUCCGCUCAGAGGAUGGAGUCUCAGAGUGACGAUGAGGACUGUGACAGAGCUGGAGGUCAGGGAGACAUCCAGCCCGUGGGACACGACUACGUAGAGGAGGUCAGAAACGAUGACGGCAAAGUGAUUCGAUUCCACUGUAAACUGUGCGAGUGCAGCUUCAACGACCCCAACGCUAAAGACAUGCACCUGAAAGGACGAAGGCACAGACUCCAGUACAAGAAGAAAGUGAACCCAGAGCUUCCUGUGGAGAUCAAGCCCAGUAACCGCGCCAGGAAGCUGCAGGAGAGCAAGCUGAAGAAGCAGAAGCAGAAGGCGGUGCUGAAGAGGCAGAGAGACGACGAGCAGCGCUGGCACAUGGAGAUGAGGUCAGACUCGUGGCCAAAGCGAUAUGAGGAGGACAUGUACUGGAGGAGGAUGGAGGAUGAGCAGAUGUACUGGGGCGAUCAGAGGCGCAGGAUGGUUCCGCCGCCGCUGAUGAGCCGCCCUGGUAUGCCAGUACCCCCUCUGCUGACGUGUGUGCGUCGGCCAGACUCUCCCGAUGACCGGCACAUCAUGGCUAAACACUCGACCAUUUACCCGGUGGAGGAGGAGCUGCAGGCCGUUCAGAGGAUCGUCUCCCACUCGGAGAGAGCGCUGAAGCUGGUGUCAGACUCUCUGCUGGAGAAGGAGGCACCAGCUGUUGAUACCGCUGCUGCUGCUGCUGAAGGAGGAGAUGAAAAAGGUCCUGAGAACGCAGCGCGGCUGCUGAAAGGUGUGAUGAGGGUGGGCAUCCUGGCCAAGGGCCUGCUGCUCCGUGGAGACAGAAAUGUUGAGCUCAUCCUGCUGACUGCUAAGAAACCCACCAUCACUCUACUGAAGAACAUCGCCCAACAUCUACCCAAAGAACUGGAGACAUUUUCUGAAGAUCAGUAUGAGGUGCAGGCUCACCCCGAGGAGGCGAACAUCGUGAUAUUGUCAAGCAAGGAGCCCAAAAUGCAGGUGACCAUUUCUCUCACCUCGCCGCUGAUGAGGGAGGACCCUGCUACUGAGAAGGACAAGCAGGCAGGAGGAAAAGCGGCUGAGAAAGGUGUGGCUGAGAAGGAGCCGGCCGAUCUUCUGAACAAGAGGAAAUGUCUGGAGAACCUCGCAUCGCUCCGCCACGCCAAAUGGUUUCAGGCUCGGGCCAACGGGCUGCAGUCCUGUGUCAUCAUCAUCCGGGUGCUGAGAGAUUUGUGUCAGCGGGUUCCCACCUGGGGGAAGAUGCCCGGCUGGGCGAUGGAGCUGCUGGUGGAGAAAGUGAUCAGCAGCGCUGCAGGCCCGCUCAGCCCUGGAGAGGCGAUGCGCAGAGUCCUGGAGUGCAUCUCCACAGGCAUCCUGCUGCCAGACGGACCAGGCUUGAUGGACCCCUGUGAGAAAGACACGACGGAUGCUUUGGAAAGCAUGAUGCUUCAAGUCAGAGAGGACAUAACUGCCAGCGCACAGCAUGCUCUGCGGCUGCUUGCUUUCCGUCAGAUCCACAAGGUCCUCGGCAUGGAGUCUCUGCCGGCGUCCAAGGCCAGCGCUCGCAACCGCAAGCGCCGACGGGACGGCAGCGACACGGGUGAAGGGGAAGGGGAGGGCAAGAAGGACAAGAAGGAAGACGCAGAGAGCGCUUGACCUCCGUCUCCAGAAGCGUUUGCUAGUUUAGAGACUGGUAGAAUGUCACAAGUUUCAAUUUUUCUUAUCUUGAAAACAAUCUUAACACGCAGCUAUACACAUAUGAAUAUAACUGACUACAUGUUACAUGUCUGCCCUCGCAGUAAGAGGAGUGAUGUGUCGGGAGGAGAAUCUGUACCGCAAAUCCUUCUGUCGUAAAGUAAAUACCCGCAGAUUUAGUGUCUUUUUAAAGUGCAGAGAAAAACCCUGAACUGAUUGCAUCAUUCCAUUUCAGUGUAAUUGCACACCAACUACUGACCCCCCCCCCCCCCCCCCCCCCCCCCCCCUGUUGAUUCACAGCUGUUAAACCACCAUUGCAACUACAGCGGAGUUGUUUUCUAUGAUAACUCAUCAGCACCUUGGGCUUUAUCAGUCUGACCUCGGAGCGUGACAUUUGUCCACUGUAAUGUGUUUUGUUUCCAGUCUGUUAAUCAUUCGAAGAUGGGGGGGUUGAAGUUUAGAAGCUUUGAAACUGAGAGAAGGACUGACUGCGUUUCGGAUCGACGCAGACGCUGUGACGGUCGUUGUGCCUAAAAUGACACAUUUAGUAAUAAGAUAAGGGACGCUGUUGAGUGAAACUCGCAGGCUCCGUUCAUCAUGCUGCCUCUAAAGUCUCCUGUUUCAACAUUUCCUGAGAUGAGUUGAAAUAGUUGUGAAAUCCAAAUCCCACCUUUAAAACAAAACAAGGCUACACUUAAAUAACUUCCCCUUUAAACUACGUCAUUGAGGUUUGUGCGAGGAAGCGUACAGACAGAAGCUGUGUGUCUGUCACACUGGACGGGGACAAGUCUUAUGUUGCACAGUCUGUAGCAUGCUGAGGGAAUGAAGCACUUAUAGAAAUGACAAUGUUACUGUAUGCAGCCAUAAUUUUAUCAUUUGAAUAAUAUGCCUAGUAAUCUUUUUUCUUCCAGCGUAUGGUAAGCAGAAGAGGGAGAAGCUUUAGACUGAAUAUCUACUGUAAUGAUCAAGUAGUCCUGACUUUCUUCCUUGUGCCUGCAUCAUGUUGUGUAUUACAGAGUGAGGGGAACAUUUAGGACUUGUUUUUUUGUCAUAUUGUAAUGAUAUAAUUUCACAGAGAUGUAGGACGGGGAAGGGACAGUUGCACAACUCUGGCUUAAAAGUUGACGUGAGAGAAUUUAUUGUGCCGUUUUUAGUUUGAGUUUCAUUUAUCAAGAGCAU